CAUGGCAGUUUUAAACAAUUGCUAUUUAUUUGACGUCAGCUUUUCUCUCUUGUUUCAUUCACUUUGUUUUUUUUAUCGUUAUUGGACUUAAUUUGUCUUUUUUUUUGUCUGUGUGUGAUCAUCAAACGGCCAAAAGCAAAACUAUUGAAUCAUAUAAUCUUUCAAUUUUUUUUCUUGAGAAAGUGUUAAUUAUCGAAUAUAUUUAUUUUUCUUCAUUAUUAAAUUCACCGAUAAAAAUCAUUGAAAAUGUGUGACGAUGAUGUUGCCGCUUUAGUUAUUGAUAAUGGAUCCGGUAUGUGUAAAGCCGGAUUUGCCGGUGAUGAUGCUCCACGAGCAGUAUUUCCGUCCAUUGUUGGACGACCACGUCAUCAGGGCGUCAUGGUUGGUAUGGGCCAAAAAGAUUCGUAUGUAGGUGAUGAAGCUCAAUCAAAACGUGGUAUUUUGACCUUGAAAUACCCCAUUGAACACGGUAUUGUCACUAACUGGGAUGACAUGGAAAAAAUCUGGCAUCAUACAUUCUACAAUGAACUUCGUGUUGCUCCAGAAGAACACCCUGUUCUCUUGACCGAAGCCCCAUUGAACCCGAAAGCUAACCGUGAAAAGAUGACCCAAAUCAUGUUUGAAACAUUCAACACACCGGCCAUGUAUGUUGCCAUUCAAGCUGUGCUAUCGUUGUACGCUUCUGGUCGUACCACCGGAAUCGUUCUUGAUUCAGGUGAUGGUGUAUCGCACACUGUUCCAAUCUACGAAGGUUACGCUCUCCCACAUGCUAUUCUUCGUCUUGACCUUGCCGGUCGUGAUCUCACCGAUUACCUUAUGAAGAUUUUGACCGAACGUGGUUAUUCAUUCACCACCACAGCUGAAAGAGAAAUUGUUCGUGACAUCAAAGAAAAGCUUUGCUAUGUAGCUUUGGAGUUUGAACAGGAAAUGGCUACUGCUGCUAGCUCUUCAUCAUUGGAAAAAUCCUACGAAUUGCCUGACGGUCAAGUCAUCACAAUCGGUAACGAGCGAUUCCGUUGCCCAGAGGCUCUGUUUCAACCAUCAUUCCUCGGAAUGGAAGCCAAUGGCAUCCACGAGACUACCUACAAUUCGAUCAUGAAAUGCGAUGUCGACAUUCGUAAAGAUUUGUAUGCCAAUACAGUUUUAUCUGGUGGUACAACCAUGUAUCCAGGUAUUGCUGAUCGUAUGCAAAGAGAGAUCACUGCAUUGGCACCAUCAACAAUGAAAAUCAAAAUCAUUGCUCCACCAGAGCGAAAAUAUUCCGUCUGGAUUGGUGGUUCAAUUUUGGCUUCAUUAUCAACCUUCCAACAGAUGUGGAUUUCGAAACAAGAAUACGAUGAAUCAGGACCAUCAAUUGUUCAUCGUAAAUGCUUUUAAAAUUGACAGAAGAAGAUAGCUUGGUGAAAAAAAAAAAAAAAAAAAAAUCCAAAACAUUUCCGAAAUGGCAAAAAUCACAUUUCCAAACUAUAUUCCGAAUAACAGUAAUGACAAUUUUUUUCUACAUUCAUUCAAAAUACAUUUUUCUAAUUGAUUGCUAUUUUUUCUAAAAAAAAAUGAAACACUUGAUUAGUUUUAAACAAAAUCCAUUCCAUGAUUGCAUUUACCAUAUUCAAGAAAAAUAACAUGUGAGGCAUUUUUUUUUGUAGUAUGAUUAAUACCGAUGAUUUCCAAUUAACCUUUUCCGUUAUCAAAAUUCAAUCAAAAUAAUUUUGUGUUCUUUUCCUUAAAAUAUGUCAAUUUCAUUGUCAUGUGGCUAGAUGAAAUUCUAAAAAAAAACUGGACCAGAUUUUAAAAAAAAAUCGAAUCGAAUAAAGUAUUAAUUUUCAGCAAUAAACAUUCCAAACAAACAAA
This is a messenger RNA of Dermatophagoides farinae (American house dust mite), 1851 nucleotides long. Its product is annotated as actin, cytoplasmic A3a. The record is from RefSeq and is a predicted model, not a curated record. Lineage: Eukaryota; Metazoa; Arthropoda; Arachnida; Sarcoptiformes; Pyroglyphidae.